AUGGGUCGUGAGGAGAUGCAGGCUCGUCUCAAAGAGCUGGAGACAGAGAAGUCUGUUCUCGAAUGGGCUCUUGAAGCUAGCCUUCACGAAAAAGACGUCGACACUGAUGACGAAGAUAACAAGUCCAACUCUUUGUCCACCUACACUAUGACAAAGUACCCAGCCUCAGAGCAUGCAGGCGAUGACGCCCUGGUUCAUGUCUAUCCGACCGAUCCCAUCUCCGAUACCGAGUCCUCUAUCUCGCUGCACAGUGAGCAGUCUGUCUGCUCGAAUGCCUCUACUAUGGCUCGUAUCAAGUUCACUCCCACCUUUCAUGUUCACAAGGCUGUCCAGUCGGACCCUGCGUCUUACCUUUACGAUGGUACUGGAAUGUCUGAAGAUGGCUGGGAGGAUGAAGAGACUAUUCGCGGUUCUACUAUCAAUAUUGGAAAGGCAGAGGAGGCAGAGGAGGCAGAGGAGGACACCAAUGCUACUGACCCCAAGUCUCCUCUCAACAUUACCAACCCUCACCCGACUCUUUCCAUCUCGACCGAGUUUCUUCAGAAGGCUAUCUUCGACAGCCGUAAGCCUGGAAGUAACUUCAUCCGUUCCCUACUCCACCGCGAACCUGUCGACGGCAAAGCAGAUGAAUACACCGAGUGGAAGUGGGUUCCCUUCCUUGUCUUUGGCGCCGCAGCUGAGCUUGUCCCGACCAACAUUGCCAAGGGCGACAUCGAGAUGAUCUGCAUCAAGGACACUCAAUUCACCCAAAUGAUUCAGAACAACAAGAAGAUGUUCGAAGAACCCGGAAGUCUUGCUGCUAAGUCAGUUCUUCACGAAGAGCUCAAGCCUGUCUUCAAUGGUCCCGAGUCUUGGGGCUUCCGCGUUCUGGUCUGGCGCCUUCACUCUUCCGAGAAGACUGUCUACAUGGACCGUGAGGGUCACUCUAUCCCUGGAAAGGCUGGGACUCUUCCAUGA
Messenger RNA from Fusarium subglutinans, 957 nucleotides. RefSeq lists its product as uncharacterized. NCBI's taxonomy places the organism in Eukaryota, Fungi, Ascomycota, Sordariomycetes, Hypocreales, Nectriaceae. The record is from RefSeq and is a predicted model, not a curated record. Bases 1 to 957 code for a protein of 318 amino acids. The transcript has a single exon.